AUGAAGAUCGCGUUUUUCUCGUCGCACAGCUACGACGUGGAGUCCAUGGAGCGUGCAGCGAAACUCGACGCCGUCACUCCUACGCACGAGCUCCAGUUCUUGGCCGCGAGACUGGACGUUCACUCGGCCAAGUUAGCCGAAGGGUGUGAAGGGGUUUGUCUCUUUGUCAAUGACGUUGCGGACGCGGACGCUCUUCGUGCCCUGCACGCGGGCGGUACGCGAGUGAUAUUUCUUCGUUGUGCAGGGUUCGACCGGAUCGACCUCCAAUGUGCGAAAGAAGAGCUCGGGAUGCCAGUGCUCCGGGUUCCCGCAUACUCGCCGUACGCCGUUGCGGAACAUGCUGCUGCAUUGAUGAUGACACUGAACCGCAAGAUCCACCGCUCGUAUAACCGUACUCGCGAGCAGAACUUUCGUCUGGAGGGGUUACUGGGCUUUGAUGUCCAUGGCAAGACAGUCGGGGUCAGUCCGGAGGCUCAGAGCUAUGGUGCUGAGUAUGAAUCGCUUGAUGAGGUCUGGGCGCGCUCGGACAUUGUGUCACUGCACUGUCCACUGACUCCGUCGACGAAACACACGGUCAACACAGAGAGCAUUUCGAAAAUGAAGGACAAUGUUAUGAUUAUCAAUACGAGUCAUGGUGGCCUGAUUGACACGAAAGCGCUGGUGAACGGUCUGAAAAGCCGCAAGAUUGGCUCAGUCGGUCUUGACGUGUUUGAAGGCGAGGGUGACUACUUCUACUCGGACUGCUCGGGUGGUAUCAUUGCCGACAACACGCUCGCUCGUCUAUUUACGUUUCCGAAUGUGAUCAUCACGGGACACCAGGCGUUUUUCACGGAAGAGGCUCUCGACAACAUCAGCUACACUACAAUGAGCAACAUUCAAGCGUACAGCGCGAAAGAAGAGCUGGUGAACGAAGUCAAGUGA
This is a messenger RNA of Peronospora matthiolae, 921 nucleotides long. The record is from the annotation of a GenBank genome assembly. Lineage: Eukaryota; Oomycota; Peronosporomycetes; Peronosporales; Peronosporaceae.